CUCUCUCUAUUGCUAUGCACUGAGAAAUCAGUGUAUGCAUUUUCCUUAUUGCAUUUAGUCCAGGUAUACUCGCAUCCGGCUGUCAUGUAAUCAACGUAACAUAUUCAGAAAGGUUGACUAAAUCUGCUCUUACGUAUCUACAGGGUGUUAAGAAAGUGAUGUACAAAAAGAAAUUCAGUUCUCCUUGUUACUCGGCAUCAACGUUUGGCUCUCCAGAUGUCGGACUUAUACUUGUUUUUGCCAGUGGAAAAAUCGAGAUUAGAUCCCUGCCAGAAUUGUCUCUAGUGAAAGAAAGUUCAAUAAGAGUGCUCACAUUUUCGACUUCUAGACCUUUCUCCGUUUCUGACAUUGUAGUGUCGUCAUCCCUUGAUGGCGAAAUCAUCAUUGUUAACGGCAAUCAGGAGUUAGUUUUCGUCUCAACUUUGCUUCAUGAGGCUUAUAGAUUCGUGGACUCGGUCUCCAUGGUUCUAAAGAAAAACCUUGUAAAUGCUCAAGGGCUCAUCUAUACACCGCCCGUGAAAGAGAAGAAGAAGGGCAUAUUUGCCUCUGUGAUAAAAGACAAUAAGAGUUCAAAAUCGAGGAAUGGGCAUGAGGUGGAAACUGAAGAUUGCAGACAAAGUAUUGAAGAACUGUGUACCAUAUUUUCGACAUCCAACUUUGCAAGGGAGAUUGAAAGCGAGGAGAAGAAGAUUAUGAAUGAGGAGUUGGAUAUAGAUGACAUCGAGAUCGAAGAGCCGAAAGAGAGAGCGAGAGUGAUGGCAGGGCUAAAUAGACAGAAUAUUACAAAUACAUUUCAAGCAAUUAAAGGUAAAUUGAAACAUACAAAGGUGAAGAGUGAGAAAGCAGCAGGUGUUAAUGAGGAGGAGAAAAGUGGUGGUGCUGUUGAUCAGAUUAAGAAAAAAUAUGGCUAUGCUUCAUCUAGUCAAUUUCAUGCCUGGAGGAAUCUGUAAAUAUCUUUCUGGAUAUUGGAAGGUUUAAUAUGUCUGCAAGGUAUUAUAAGGGAUGUUACUUUCAAAAAGGGAGGAAGAUCAAGAUGGAGAUGAGCGCGAAGGAAGCCUUUGAGAGGUCGAUGAGGACUUUGUCGGAGUGGAUAAGCCAGGAAGUGAAUGGAAAUAUGUAAUGAUCUUAGAUACUUGAUACUUGGUUCAUUCGGAUGAUAAUGUACGAAUAUUUUGGAUAAUAUAUAAUAUUGUUAUUGUUGAUUUUA
Molecule: messenger RNA, 1207 nt
Organism: Salvia miltiorrhiza (redroot sage)
Lineage: Eukaryota; Viridiplantae; Streptophyta; Magnoliopsida; Lamiales; Lamiaceae
Exons: 9
Coding region: 159-950 (263 amino acids)
Biological process (GO): regulation of exocytosis
Cellular component (GO): cytoplasm; plasma membrane
Molecular function (GO): syntaxin binding; GTPase activator activity; myosin II binding
Source: RefSeq, a predicted model, not a curated record